AUGUCUGGUCUCACGGAGCCUUCAACAAUACAAAGCACUACCGCGUCUUUGUUACAACAUGCGAAUACGUCAGCACCGACCCCCGACAGUCCAUCUUUAUCAUCUCUACCGCUCCGUCUCCUAUCCUCCAGCAUUCACGCCUUCAAACACGUCGACAAUUUCGCCUUCCGAACAGUCCCGGCAUCUGUCGGCAGAAUGACGGGAAUCUCCAGCCUUUUGGGCGGAGCCGGUCCAACAUCCGAAGCCGGCGGUGCAGCUACACAUGCGGUGGCGGACAUGGCGGGAAGUGGAUUGGGCGACACAGCGGCCCAGGAAGGAAGCUACUACUUCGCCGAGUUCCUGGCUGCCCUCAAGAAGUUGGGUGGGUUCUUCGGUUACUUGACAAGCAUAUGGUCAUUCGCGUGUUUACUGGAGGCGUUGAUUUUGAAUCGAAUUACCAUAUACGCUUCCACGCGGCGACACCUGCGACUUGGAUGGGAGCGGCGCAUCGCUCUUCGCUUAAUACCGAUACUUUGCUUUGCCUACCAGAUUGUCAACCUGCUUCGUGGGAUACGAUGCCAGACAUCUCCUUCUUUCUCAACCAUGCGCUAUGGUCACCCUGGGAAACAACUCAUCUUCGACUAUUCCAGUGAUGGGGGUGUUCUCUACGCACUGAGUUCGAGCUUACUAGGAUGGGAAUCCGAAGAGCAGUCCUGCAGUGCUGUGAAGAUGACCCGCACAAGCAGCUCAGAGCUUCCAUACGGGUCCUUCUCCCUGCUUUGGCCGACAUUCAUGAUGCUCUGCUUGAGCCAUUUCAUCGAAACGCUCUCAUGCGCAUUGCAAGGCCGGCAGGUGAAGACGGAGACAGGAAUGUCCAUAUUCGAGCAUUCACUUGCUUUCGCAGAAGCCGAAUCAAUGAUUGGCAAAUCUAUCGGAUUGGGGAUGUUCGGUCUUCCCAAACAAAAUCCGCUCAGUACUAUGACUCGGGAAAUCAAUGACGAUUCAACUUCGGUUCUCCAAUUACUCACAAGGUCGCAAGUGCUGGAACGAAUGAAUGUUACGCCGGAGUUGUUACUGAUUGCUUUGAUUUCGUGCUGUAACAGUACUUCUUCCCACAUUCUCGAUAUUUUCGGGAUGCAAAGCAGAUACAGACUUUUCAACACUGCUCUCUGGGGUGCUUGCUUUAUGGCUGCGAUGUCAUGGGGACUAGACGCCGGACCACCUGUCAGCCUUGAAACGGGCGUUCUCAGGUUUCCAACCGUGUGCAUUGUGGGGUUCAUUCCUCAUAUCAUGGUAUUGGGUGGAAUCACAAUAUGCGGUGCGAUUUACGCGCUGGCGCUCACCAUCACUGCAUUUUCUAUGUCUACAGAAGAUGCCCAACCCGUCUCCCUUCGCGAUCGGUUCAUGCUGGCCCAUGAAAACAUGCAAGGCUCAAACCAGGUUCGGAGCAUUCGCAUCAACAGACACGAGGACUUCUACACCACCCUACUUCGAAUCGGCUAUGUUGCUCUGACUGCCGCAAGUGAGGCUGUAUUUUUGAACGAGGGUAAGGCCGUAAUUGCACGGCGGAUGACUUGGCUGGAGGAAGACCGGCUUGCCGAAAUUGAAAGUCACCGACGACGAUCCAGUGAAUCUUACACCAGAACCCAUGAAGCCGCGGCAUUUGCAAAUUUCGACGUGCCAGAACAUUCUGGGUCAUGGGAAACUGGUUACAACCGCGAAAGGAAGAUCGACAAGCAGAGUGAUGGACCUCGCGAUGUUCGCGCUGAUUCCAUGCUAGGAGGAGUGGGAGCAGUACGUGUUUCUAUUCGAUUAAUCCACGUGUUCGCCUUCUUCCGCGCGAUCUGUCUGCUCGUGCUCAGAUGGAGCGCAUAUGGAUUCAGCACCGCUCUAGAUCGACUGGGCAUCACCGCCCGACCACUGUGGCUGAAACGCCUGAUUGGUCACCGUCGGCAGCCGCCCGGUUCUGACAAAGAGCCCCUGAAACAGCCCUUAGACUUCUGGAUUCUUUCAGACAACGGCAAUCUCGAACUUCCCGAAAAUGGCGAGUUCGAUGUUGAAGCUGAGAUGCGAAAGCGAGAGCGCUCGAAUCGACCGAACUGGAUGAGCCCCGAUGAAAAUUAUCUGGAUGACAGGCUCUAUAGCUGGUGGAAGAUCGGUGGCUCCUGGGGUAAUCAGGACCAAACCUCAGAUUACCACCCGCCCACUGAUGACUUCGACACUACAAGUGUGAUUUCAAUGUCUACCAAUGCAUCAGGUUCGGAGUGGGAAGAUUACCCAUCUGACGACGGUCGGCGAACCCCUACCCAGGUCGAUCCAUAUGCAGAUAGGAGCUCUUCGCUCCAAGACCCAUUACUGGACAUGACCACGCUCGCGCGCCUUCUGGAUCCCAGGGACCGUGAGAGCAGAGAAGAAGCUCGGAUCCUGGCCGCUCAUUUGAAGACAAACAACGAAGGCCCCCAAAUCAUGACACGCAGCCGCUACCAGAAAGAAGUUGAAAGGGAGAGAUCUCGAAUCUUGUUUUCCUCACGACUUCACCAAUUGAGUACGACGCAAUCGGGCUCCGAAGGGAGGCAAAAGCCCACAGCCGAGGAGGAGUCUGAGCUCCUAGAGAAGCUGAUCCUUUCCCGUCGCUCAGAAGUGCCCUUCAACCCUGAUACCCACACUUGGGAAUCUGGCGCGGCUGGGCUGGGUCCUAAUGGACCCCCUUGUGUUGUUUGUCAAACAAGCCCUCGAGCCAUCAUCACUUGGCCAUGUCGCUGCCUGUGUAUCUGCGAGGACUGUCGUGUCAGUCUUGCGAUGAAUAACUUUGGCAGCUGUGUGACUUGUCGUCAGGAGGUUGGGGGUUUCAUGCGUCUAUGGGUUCCAUGA
Messenger RNA from Penicillium olsonii, 2850 nucleotides. The record is from the annotation of a GenBank genome assembly. NCBI's taxonomy places the organism in Eukaryota, Fungi, Ascomycota, Eurotiomycetes, Eurotiales, Aspergillaceae.